AUGGCUUCCUCUUCUGUGGGCUCAGAUGUCUUUGCGCUCCUGGCGCUGUUGACCAUAUCAAUCGCCGUCUUGUUCCUCCUACGACACUAUCUACCCCUGCGAACGACUCCGGCCUUCCUCCUUGUUCCCAUCUUCUUGGCCCUCGUCCUCCCCGCGAGCGCUCUCCUUCUGGUUCCGAUGGAUCUUGCCUCAAGCGCCCGAGGGAGCAAUCAUGGAGGCAAGGGGAUCUGGUUGCCACAAAGAGCCGUGCUGGUAUCUUGGAGAAUUGUAUACUGGUUGACAUUUGUUCUAACAUGGGUGGUCCUCCCUUUGUUGGGAGAAUAUAUGGAUGCGGGAUAUCGUGACCCCAAAUCGCGCAUGAUUUAUUCGCUGCGCUCUAACGGUCAGUAUCAGCUCAUCGUGCUCGCCUGCGCUAUUGUGGGCUUGGUCUACAUGAUCUUUUCCUAUGGCUUUGACUUCACGGCUAUCAGGGCAUUGGUCAUGGCAUUGGCUUAUGUCUGGGGUUUGGUUCUCGCGAUCUAUCUCAUGGGGCACGGACUUGUUGCCAUACCGAGGAGAAUGUUCCGACAAGCAGACAUAAGCGGCAGUCUCCGACGCGUACAAGGCCAGGCGCCAAGGGUGCAUGACAAGCUGGAAGAUGCCAUUGCCGAUUUGGAUGAAUUGGAAGCCCAAGUGAUGCAACUCAGGCAACGCAAAACUGGAACUGCUCGUGACUUUCAAGAAUGGAUUGACGAAUUGGUGGACAUGAUCAGCCAACCCGCGAGUCGUGAUUUCGCAACUCCUGUCACCAUGGGCACUUUGGCCGAAGUUCCAGCAGUCAUCACUGAAAGAUAUCUGGCAGACCUCACCCGACGAUUGGUUCGGGCCCGGCACCGACGAGCGAGGUAUCUCCGUGAAUGGGACACCGUCGUACAAACAGCUACGGACCUGCAAGCUAUUCUCGACUCCAAAGCCUCCAAGAAAUUGGACUUCGGUCGAUCAUCGGCCCCCUCCGGUCAAUGGUCUCUCAUUACACCAUCCAUGCGGUAUCAUCUCUAUGUGCACGUUAUUCCCGCGCUCCGGAUCGCCCUGGGUGCCGUUCUCGCGGUCGCCUCGGGGGCGGUUAUCUGGUCUGAGAUUAUCAAAUUCCCUGCCCCUCAACUAUCCGCCGUCAGUCUUACGGUCAUUCACCACCCGAGCGAUAUGAAUUAUCAAAUCGGCUUUGGCGGUCAGCUCGCGGCUUCCAUGUGGGUCACAUACAUGUGCGUCUGCGCUUUGAGCAGUGUCAACGACGUCCCGACAUGGAAUCAAAGAGCACUCGUCAAAAGGAACACGUAUGCCGAAUCCGCGUGCUGGUACGCCGGUCAAAUCGCCAAAUUGACCGUUCCUUUGGCCUACAACUUCCUCACAUUCCUCCCAGAGCACAUCCAUCAAACAUCGACCUUCUAUAGCUUCCUAGGCCGUCUCAUCAACCUCACCCCCCUGGGUACUUGGUUCGAUUAUCUGUUCCCCAUGUUCAUUUUUAUCCCGGUCUGUGCCACGCUCUUCAAUCUCUACGGUAAGAUCAAAAAUAUUCUAGGGUUUGGAAUCCUGGAGGAGGACGAGGAAGACAAUCCCUCCGGCUUCGGCACGGGCGGAUGGCGCGAGGGUCGCGAUCUCAUCGCUCGGGACCUAGAAGGAAACCGAUCUUCCACGCUGGGACUGACUGAUUCUCCCCGUCCAUCUCUCGACGCGGGACGAGCAUCCCGCGCUGCAUCAACGAGAUGGGUUCCUCCAGCCGAACGAGCAGCGGGGACCCACACCCGAUCGACCCGCGGUGCAUUGGCCUCGCGCAGUUCGAGGCCUGGGACCCGUCCACCUUUGGAUCCGGAAUCCGAGGAGGAGAACUUCCUCACCCUCUUCGGCCGGAGAGUAAAAAACACCAUCGACACCAUCCAGACGCCCAAAUGGAUGCAGCCGUCACGGACGGACUCCGGCUCGUCCAGUCGAGGAGGCUUCAAACGCCCGAAAUGGAUGGGCGGCGGCGACACUGAUGACGCUUCUCUCUCAAAUUCACAGGGCAAUAAUAGUGGGGAUGGGAGUAACAGCGACAUUCUCGGCCGGUUUGGCGGCAGAUCCAACGAUGGGCGGAUUAUGAUAUAG
Rhinocladiella mackenziei CBS 650.93 is the source of this 2121-nucleotide messenger RNA. RefSeq lists its product as uncharacterized. The record is from RefSeq and is a predicted model, not a curated record. Gene Ontology annotation, cellular component: membrane. Lineage: Eukaryota; Fungi; Ascomycota; Eurotiomycetes; Chaetothyriales; Herpotrichiellaceae. Bases 1 to 2121 code for a protein of 706 amino acids. The transcript has a single exon.